Messenger RNA from Beta vulgaris subsp. vulgaris (sugar beet), 1225 nucleotides. RefSeq lists its product as hypothetical. The transcript is spliced from 5 exons. Lineage: Eukaryota; Viridiplantae; Streptophyta; Magnoliopsida; Caryophyllales; Amaranthaceae. The record is from RefSeq and is a predicted model, not a curated record. Gene Ontology annotation, biological process: protein ubiquitination. Gene Ontology annotation, molecular function: ubiquitin protein ligase activity. Bases 342 to 1103 code for a protein of 253 amino acids.
AAUUAAAUCAAUUAUCAUCUCAUCUAUCAAUUAUCAAAAUUUCUCGAGCUCUAAAACUGGAAGGGGAUUAGAUUAGGUCUCAUUGUUGUCAAAAUACCAGGCUGUGACGCUGACUCAGCAAAAGCACCAAAACCAAGCCUUCUAAACAACCCAAAAACCAGAAACUUCUCCUGUUUUGAAAAACCCAUAAAAAAUUUCCAAAUUCAAUUUCAUACGAAAAAUCAAAUUAAAGACGACAACUUUUCUGGGUUUUCUUUUUAUUUCUUGGAGCUUUUAUUUGCUCACUAAUUGAUUAUAAUUUUAAAGCUAAGAAAAAGAGUAAGAACAGGAGUUUUUAAUCAAUGGUGGGUUAUCAGCUUGUAAAGUCUUCUACUUGCCAAGAAUCUCUUAAAGUUAUUGAAGCUGAUGUACAACAUGCCAAUAUGCUGGCUGCUUCUAUUCCAAGAAACAAAAGUGGAAAUUGGCUUCAGAUGAAAGUAGUUCACAGUGACUUGGCACCCCUUAUCCUUUACUUGCUCCAGUGGAUAGAUUGCUCAUGUACAUGCCUACUCACAAGCUGUUUCAAUCUUUUCUAUGUAGUCAUAUAUAAGGUAAAUGCAGAUGGUAGACCAGAUAUGUCGUCAUAUGGGAGGAGAGCAACAUUGAGGGAAUUCUAUGCUAUUAUCUUACCCUAUCUUCAGCGACUCCAUGGGAAUAUGUCUGAGCUAAACAAUGGUGCCAAUGUGAGUAGUAGUUCAGAAUCGAUAGUCCGGAAGAUUGCUCAGAAGAGUAGAAAGCUUUCAGACAUUGAUUUUGAGAGAGAAGAUGAAUGUGGAAUCUGCUUGGAGCCUUGCACCAAGAUGGUAUUGCCCAAUUGCUGUCAUUCAAUGUGCAUCAACUGCUACCGGGACUGGAAUUUGAGAUCAGAAUCCUGCCCAUUUUGCCGGGGUAGUAUAAAAAGAGUUCAGUCAGGGGACCUGUGGGUUCUCACUUGUGGCACUGAUGUGGUUGACCCAAAAACCGUUAUGAAAGAGGACAUAUUGCGUUUGUAUCUCUAUAUAAACAGUCUGCCAAUAGAUGUUCCUGAUGCUGUGUUCUUAAUGUAUUAUGAGUACUUAAUCUAAAUGGUGCUAAAGCAGGAAGACAUUGUACAGUCUGAAAGAAAAGUAAAUUAAGAAAUUUGUGAAUAUUGAGUUGCAAAGACCGCUUCACCCAAAUGCAGAAAUAUGUAUAUGGUUUUAUUAUA